Molecule: messenger RNA, 836 nt
Organism: Salvelinus namaycush (lake trout)
Lineage: Eukaryota; Metazoa; Chordata; Actinopteri; Salmoniformes; Salmonidae
Product: OX-2 membrane glycoprotein-like
Exons: 5
Coding region: 27-836 (269 amino acids)
Molecular function (GO): cell-cell adhesion mediator activity
Source: RefSeq, a predicted model, not a curated record
CUGUCGUAGUCAAUUACAUUUUCACCAUGUCUCCUGCACUCUUCAACGCUCUGUUUAUUCUGCUCAUAUUCCUCCCUAAUGGGCUCUCUCAGUUGGUGAGAACACAGCAGGUUGUCACAGCAACCCUGGGAGAAGAUGCAGUCUUAAACUGUGAGCUCAUGAAACCCAAAGACGUGCGGCAAGUCACCUGGCAAAAAGUGACAACUGGGCCGAAUGAAAAUGUGGCCACUUACAGCAAACGAGGUCCCAAUGUCAACCCACCUUUUCAGGGGAAAGUGGAGUUUGAAGAUGAGGGACUGCAGAACUGCUCUAUCGUCAUCAGAGGCGUGUCAAGAGGAGACGAGUCCUGCUACAAAUGUCUGUUUAAUGCCUUUCCAGAUGGAGCUAUCAGUGGAACGACCUGCCUCCAAGUAAAUGAGCUGUAUGGACCCUCACUCCUCAUCACACAAACCAACAACAGUCACAUCACUCUGUCCUGUUCUGCUACUGGACGACCUGUUCCUAUAGUAACCUGGGAUGACAUAAUGAUAGAACAUUCCACCAUGGUUGAUGUCACCCAUCCCAAUGGAACUGUCACUGUGACAACUACUGUAACAGUGGUAGUGUCCAGUCUAACUGACAAAGAAGUUAGGUGUGUUGCUUCUAUGUCCUUCAGUGAUGUCACCAAGAAUGCUUCCAUGGUGAUUCCAGCUUCAAUUACUGGCCAAUCUCAGGUCUCUGAUGAUGACAGGAUCAGUGGUGCAGUGGUUGGUGCGGUGAUGGGUUCAAUGUGUCUCAUUGCUGUAUUCUGUGUAAUAUGGCUGCAAAAGAGGAGAAAAGAUACCUCCUCCAGGUAG